AUUGCAUUCAUUUAUUGUGACUGCUACUAGUCUGGAUCAGACAUUUUAAAAACAUUUUGUUUUUAUUAAUACAAGAGGCGUAGGCGUACCUAGGUGAGGGGGCCAAUUCCUUAGUGAACUAUUCUUUCCUAUCUGUGAACGGCCGUUUUCUGUAACAGAUAAAUACUGUUUAUUUAGAUGAUGCCUGUUGUGGACAUAAUGAAAAGAAGGGCCAAAAUAGGCAGAAGAAAAUCCUGCCUGGUUGACCAAAUUCAAUCUCUGUAUUUUGACGUAAACAACAAUGCCAAGAAGAGAAAUCUGCCACUACUGCGUGCGUGUUUUCCUUGUAAGCAAGCGAGUCCAUCGUCAUCCUUCGACGACUUCGAGGAAAGUCCGAGGAAGGACCCCUGCGAGCAAGAAACGAGUAGCCCGAACCGCUUCAAAAUAGGAAACACGAAGAAACGGGACACUGCAUACCACGUAACAGCCGGGGUGUAUAUCGACAUUGUGGAGGGGCGGUUUGUCGUGACCAACAUGAGCGAUAUGCUGUUCCAAGUGGACGGAGAAGGUGACCGCUUCAUAGGAAAGAAAAUGGACUUCACACCUCCGUUCUACGACAGUUCAAAUAUAUACUACAAUGACAUUGCGAGGAGCCGACAGCAGGUUUUGGACGCGAUGGGGCGAAUUGGCUACAUGAUCGAGACGGGCCAGUUGGAAGGAGUCCCGGCUGACAAGGCCGGUAAUUCGGGACGAACCUGCUCCUCGGGACUGACCAGAGUGUGGAUGAAAGUGAAGACGAGCACCAGCAGCUGCUGUACUGACUUAUACAGUUACUUUAGUGACAAGCCCGACACUGAUAAUACUGAUAAAUAAUAAUAAUAUUAUUAUUAUUAUUAUUAUUAUUAUUAUUAUACACUUGAAUCACGUUGGCUUGAACCUCGCCGGUGCUCGAGAAAGUGUUCGACCCAUCAGGUAGUUCGACCCAACCAUUCGGUCAACAUCGGAUAUUUCCGUAACACCAGUUGAAUUCCUAAUUAGAUACUGGCUGUGUAUUACAUGUAAGUGCAAUAAAAUAAAAUAAAUAAAUAAAUAAAUGACAAAUUCUUAAUAGUUGCUGAAAUGGUUACAGUUGAUUAAGUUACCCGGAUGUAUUCAAAGUAAAGCUUUAGUCGAGACCCGUGUGUGCACUAAUUGUUUGAUUGGUAUCAUGAUCCAUCUAACAGUUACCGGAACACUAGACUGCUCAGACAGCUGAGAUGUGUCCUCAGGACAGCGUGCUUGAACCUUAAUUGAAUAUAAGCACGAAAAUAAAUUGAAAUAAAAUGUACUAUAAAGACCAUUACUGAUAGCCGCUCAACAAACAGAACAGAACAGAACAAUAUGACAAGUGUUGUAAAGAAAGUAGUGCCUGGCUAUUGACGCAAUUCCCCCAUUCAUCUAUCGUUCGUUCCGCCUAAAUAAUUAAUCAUAAGGUUGUAAUAACUAACUGCGUAAGUGCGACAAUUGUUAAUCCUGUUCGGUGGUUUUCCAGUUGAUAUUUUAUGGAUCACCAGUUCGAGGGAAAUAUAGCUAAUAACACUGACGGGACUGAUCAUUUAGUUCGAGUGAAAGCUUAUAGUCGACCCAGGACGUGUUUGAUCUGUCAACACAAUAUAAGGGUUUACCACAUAAAAAACAACAAUAAUAAUAAUAAUAAAUAAUAAUUACUGCAAA
This is a messenger RNA of Gigantopelta aegis, 1692 nucleotides long. RefSeq lists its product as uncharacterized. The record is from RefSeq and is a predicted model, not a curated record. The transcript has 3 exons. NCBI's taxonomy places the organism in Eukaryota, Metazoa, Mollusca, Gastropoda, Neomphalida, Peltospiridae. Bases 178 to 852 code for a protein of 224 amino acids.